This is a messenger RNA of Mycotypha africana, 708 nucleotides long. RefSeq lists its product as uncharacterized. The transcript has 5 exons. The annotation marks the transcript as partial. The record is from RefSeq and is a predicted model, not a curated record. Lineage: Eukaryota; Fungi; Mucoromycota; Mucoromycetes; Mucorales; Mycotyphaceae.
UCUCAGCCAGAUGGCGCUGAAAUUGCUGCCAAACUUGUUUCGAUUUUCUCCAUUACUUUUCUUUCUCUGCUAUUCGGUAUAAAGACAUAUAAUGUACAUUUUAAGUACCUAACAUAUUCACGAUGGCUUAUUUUGGCAUUGUACGUUAUAUCGUGGGCAUUUUGCGCUACUAGUAUGUUGUUGGUGACAACGAACAACGUUUAUAUUCUAAGGCUUAUUGAAAAAGUCUACGUUGUAUCAUCAAUUCGCCAAGCAAGAUGGAAAUCGAGAUCCUACCUAUUCCAUAUGUCCUUACUGCUGCCAUACAUUGCUAUUUUCACACUUAUGCUUAUAUUCCAUACUUCAGAAAUCCAAGCGGACGGCAUAUGUAUAAUCGGACUGCAAUCAAUUGCAUCAUUACCACUCCUCUUCAUCAACUCGUACAUGACAGUCUUUUUCAUUCGUCCUUUAAUGAAACUUGGUGCUGGUACAAAAUCUGGUUGGAGAGCAACACGCUUAAACGAAGUUGCUUUACGCACAAUGGUUGCUUCAAUUGUAUGCUUAUUAGCCUCUUUUGCUAAUGUGUUGUCCCUUGUCUUAUUGAAUGGCAGAGAAAGAGGCCUUGUAUGUUUGACAUGUUGCACAGUAGACGUUACUAUCAACGUGAUCACCAUCCACUGGGUUACUUCUCAAGCACCUGGUAAAAGAAUGAAAGAAACUGGUGUUGAU